This is a messenger RNA of Drosophila yakuba, 889 nucleotides long. RefSeq lists its product as uncharacterized. Lineage: Eukaryota; Metazoa; Arthropoda; Insecta; Diptera; Drosophilidae. The record is from RefSeq and is a predicted model, not a curated record. Bases 61 to 519 code for a protein of 152 amino acids. The transcript has 2 exons.
UUAACAUUAAAUAUGCCAUUCAAUGGGCACGAUUAAACGUAGUUAACACACUUGUAUUAAAUGAAGCUAGUUCAGGGACAGAAAGCGCUGUGUAGUUUUAGCAAUGCCGACCAUGUACCCAAAAUAGAAGAAGUCGACGAUGGAAUCAUUCUACUAAACGACUACGAUGGAAACGCAACAUGGAACAACACAGAACUUCACCUAGAGGGCACCUAUCUGGUUCAACUAUCAAAUGACUCGAUAAUUAUCGACAACCAGCAGUUCAGCAACUUGGAACCUACAGUCUCGACCCCCGGAGCACCUCUUGUGCAGUUUACGGCCGAAGAAAAAGAAAGACUUAAGGUUCUAUCUCUUGAAGCAUUGGAAGCAUUGCACAUAAACAACACUGGACAGCUGAUGAACAUAAGAACACAUUCAACAGUUAACAGCAUUACUUUGUUAACGCUCUUUGGGAUUGUGCUGGUUCUCAUCCUGGGUUUGCACAUCUAUAGCCAACGGAAGAGGAGGGGGAAGAGUUAACAACAAAAAUGUUUAAAUCCAGAACAAUGAACCCCAAUAAGCAAGCUUCAAUCUGCAAGCUCAGCGUCUGCUGCCAAGCAGAAUUCGAUAAUUUCCUGCACACGCCGAGCUGCCAAGUAGAGUUCGAAGAAUCUGAUUGGUAACAACUUCCGCUCCCACCAAUGCAAGUGAUUCCAAGAAGACUGCACUCAUUUGACCAGCAAAACAUCAGCCGAUGUCGUGGCCUAUUGGAAAGCUACGGAGCCGACGCCGAUCCUCUGCCACCAAGGGCAGCGCAGCUCACAGCCAAAGACUCACAGCUUGCUAGGGACAGCUUAGGGUAAUUUAGUUGCAAAUUGGAUUUAUACAAAUAAAGUCGUUCUUAACUGAA